CACGACGACUUCCAUCUGGUAAUGUUAAAUUUACCGGCGAUACUCUAAAGAUUCCUGUAUCGGAAGACAUGUUGGGCCGUAUUUUUAAUGGUUCCGGGAAAGCUAUUGAUAAAGGUCCAAAAGUAUUUGCUGAGGAUUUUUUGGAUAUUAAUGGGUCUCCUAUAAAUCCAUAUUCACGUAUCUACCCGGAAGAAAUGAUCCAAACUGGUAUAUCAGCCAUAGAUACAAUGAAUUCUAUAGCGCGUGGUCAAAAGAUUCCAAUUUUCUCUGCAGCUGGAUUACCACAUAAUGAAAUUGCUGCUCAAAUAUGCCGCCAAGCUGGUCUCGAUAAUUUCUCUAUUGUAUUUGCUGCUAUGGGUGUGAAUAUGGAAACGGCUCGUUUCUUUAAACAGGAUUUUGAAGAGAAUGGCUCCAUAGAGCGAGUCACAUUGUUUUUAAAUUUGGCUAAUGAUCCGACCAUCGAACGUAUUGUUACACCACGAUUGGCCCUUACUACUGCUGAAUAUUAUGCAUAUCAACUCGAGAAGCAUGUUUUAGUCAUUUUAACUGAUAUGAGUUCAUACGCUGAUGCUUUACGUGAGGUUUCUGCCGCACGUGAAGAGGUACCUGGUCGUCGUGGAUAUCCUGGAUAUAUGUAUACUGAUUUGUCUACUAUAUAUGAACGUGCAGGUCGUGUCGAAGGAAGAAACGGUAGUAUCACGCAGAUCCCGAUUUUGACUAUGCCAAACGAUGGAUAUAUUACGGAAGGCCAAAUCUUUAUUGAUCGUCAAUUAUAUAAUCGUCAAAUUUAUCCGCCAAUUAAUGUUUUGCCGUCUCUUUCUCGAUUGAUGAAAUCUGCAAUUGGUGAAGGUAUGACAAGAAAGGAUCAUGGUGAUGUUUCCAACCAGCUUUAUGCUAAAUACGCUAUUGGUAGAGAUGCAGCUGCCAUGAAAGCAGUAGUAGGAGAGGAAGCUCUUAAUCAAGAAGAUAAACUCUCUUUAGAAUUUUUGGAUAAGUUUGAAAAAACAUAUAUCUCUCAAG
Dentiscutata heterogama is the source of this 1020-nucleotide messenger RNA. The record is from the annotation of a GenBank genome assembly. Lineage: Eukaryota; Fungi; Glomeromycota; Glomeromycetes; Diversisporales; Gigasporaceae.